This is a messenger RNA of Salvelinus namaycush (lake trout), 2146 nucleotides long. RefSeq names its product thioredoxin-related transmembrane protein 2-B-like. Gene Ontology annotation, molecular function: disulfide oxidoreductase activity. Gene Ontology annotation, biological process: brain development. The coding region runs from base 102 to 1019 and encodes 305 amino acids. Lineage: Eukaryota; Metazoa; Chordata; Actinopteri; Salmoniformes; Salmonidae. Gene Ontology annotation, cellular component: membrane-bounded organelle. The transcript has 8 exons. The record is from RefSeq and is a predicted model, not a curated record.
UCGGCCACAUCCUUCCUGCCCUUUUAAUUCGCAGUUUACACAUUGGCAGACUGGAAAUCCAUCCAGCGAGUUUUAUUUUAUUUGUAUAUCUAAAUUAGAAAAUGGCGUUGCUAACACCGCUCCUUGCAUUCCUCUACCACUUGCCGCAGGUGUACAAGUGGCUGCUAAAGCCAUACUAUGUCGCGUCUCUGUUCAUGUCAUUCGCGUUUCUCAUUAUCCGCAAGACGCCAGGCAUCUGCGAACAUCUUUCGACACAACGAGAGGAUGGCAACCCCUGCGACUUUGACUGGAGAGAAGUGGAGAUCCUUAUGUUCCUCAGUGCCAUCGUCAUGAUGAAAAACAGAAGAGCUAUAACGGUGGAACAGCAUGUGGGGAACAUCAUUCUGUUCAGUAAGGUGGCCAACGUUAUCCUCUUCUUCAGACUGGACAUCCGCAUGGGCCUGCUCUACCUCACGUUCUGUAUCGUGUUCCUGAUGACCUGUAAGCCUCCUCUCUACAUGGGCCCAGAGUACAUCAAGUACUUCAGUGACAAGACCAUAGACGAUGAGUUGGAGAGAGACAACAGGGUGACGUGGAUCGUAGAGUUCUUCGCUAACUGGUCCCCAGAGUGUCAGUCCUUUGCCGCCGUCUACGCAGACCUCUCCCUCAAGUAUAACUGUGCUGGGCUCAAGUUUGGGAAGGUGGACAUCGGCCGGUAUGGAGACGUGUCUAAGAAGUACAAGGUGAGUACCUCUCCCCUCUCCAAGCAGCUGCCCUCGCUGCUGCUGUUCCAGGGGGGCAAGGAGGUGAUGAGACGCCCCCAGGUGGACAAGAAGUGUAGGGCCGUAUCCUGGAGCUUCACUGAGGAGAACAUCAUCCGGGAGUUCAACCUGAACGAGCUCUACCAGAAGUCCAAGAAACUCAAUAAGUCCAAGGGAGACCAGAGCGACAAGAUCAACGAAUCACAGUUCCCGCCGUUGCCCGAAGAGGAGGAGCCUGAGGUCGACGCCCAGGAGGAGGAGACCAAGAAGGACAAAUAGAAUUGUCGGGGGUAGUGGCCUCAGAAGAACGCUGUGACAUCACAAUGGGACUAGGUGGUGUUAUGUUCUAUCGAGGGAACAAACACGAUUGUUACGAAUCCUUUUUUAUGUUGCUAUGUACAACACGACUUGAGUUGCAAAAUGUGAUUAUGAUUAACUCAAUAUUAACUAAAAUCUGAACUGUACAGUUAGAUUUGUACGUCUCCAUCAUACUUAUGAGUUGCAUCGAUCCUUCCUCCAGUUCCCUGGAGAACCUCUAUGCUCAUUGGUUGUGUCCCAAAUGGCAUUUUAUUACCUAAUAUAGUGCACUAGGGAAAAGGGUGUAACUUAUGACUUAACAAUUGAAUGCAUUUAAUAUUGGCACACUACAAUUAUACACUCCGUUCAUAGUGUUUCACUUGAUUUAAAACUUUUCCCAUUUGGGAUAUAGUGUGAAUUUACCCUCCGUCCAGUCCAUGCUUGGUGAGACAAAUUGCAUGCACCCAUUGAACUGAAGUUACAUUGGCUUCGUCUGAAAUGACUUAUUGGUUCAGACACGGUCAAAUAUUUUACGCCAUCUACCUAUCUCCAACUGGGUCCGCGAUGAUAAAGUAGGGUGUGUAUAUGAGCCACGUCCCAAAAGGUUGUCUUUGAGAGAACUUUUUUUUCAUCUUCCAUAAGUGGUUGUCUGAAUUCUGUUAUUGUCACCGAAUAGUUUUCAGUUCAACAUGAUGCUGAGGGGAAAGAUGGAGAGUGAACACAGAGUGUUUUGCUAUUAACACUAAUUCCAUGUGAGAACUAGACCUGUGUUAUUUUGUAGUCUACAAAAUAGUCAUAUCAGAGAUGGAGUUGUGGAAGCUUGAGGUAGUCUCUCCCUCCUCCCUCACAGAAUAGGGAGAAUUACAUUUUUACUUUCAAAAGCUCCCAUUUCUGGACUAACUUCUUAAUUUAAACAAUUAACACAUUCUUACACCAGCGCCUCUAGGCGAUGAAACAGAACAUUUUACUACCUGUUUGACAUUCCCUUGGUUACUGUAGAAUUGUCUCAACGUUCUGUUCAGAAUAUGUAGACUGAUUCCGUGUAUGUUUGCUCCUGCCUGCUGUGAGAGGUGUCUGACUUUUUUUUUUAUGCAAUAAAAAUGUGUACA